Messenger RNA from Penicillium paradoxum, 1158 nucleotides. RefSeq lists its product as uncharacterized. Bases 1 to 1158 code for a protein of 385 amino acids. The transcript has 6 exons. Gene Ontology annotation, biological process: meiotic DNA double-strand break processing; reciprocal meiotic recombination; meiotic DNA double-strand break formation. The record is from RefSeq and is a predicted model, not a curated record. Gene Ontology annotation, cellular component: nuclear chromosome. Gene Ontology annotation, molecular function: DNA binding; DNA topoisomerase type II (double strand cut, ATP-hydrolyzing) activity; ATP binding. NCBI's taxonomy places the organism in Eukaryota, Fungi, Ascomycota, Eurotiomycetes, Eurotiales, Aspergillaceae.
AUGGCUGAUCAAUCAACCAUCUACACUUUGGACAUAGAUGACGGCCGGGAUCCCUUGGUGCGAGAAUACAUCGACAAUACUCUCGAAGCCCUCCUUCACGGACUAUCUGCCUCCCCACCAGAGGCAUUAUCCAUCACCCUCAAGUGCAGAGCCCGCCGGACAGAUGCUAUCAUCAAUCCGAUCAGCGGGGCACUGGAAGCGAAUCCGAGAAUUGAGACGCACCGGACAUACUUUUGGCCAGGCAAGACGGCACAUGAGGCCUGGAAAUUCACCGUGAUACUCCAGAUCCUGGCGAUCUUGGACCAGGCCAUCCAAACAGGACAGUUGAUCUCCAAGAGGGACAUAUACUAUAUCGAUCCGCAAUUCUUCCGUGCGCAAUAUAUAGUAGACGGCAUUGUCGAUGACCUGGCAUACACAAUCGGGGUGAACAGAACUGCGUUGAAUGUGGAAGCGGCAGCAAAAGGGCUCGUAACGGGGAACGUUCGUCUGAUUCGCGGCCCACAUGUUUUGAUCGAUGCGCAAUCGGAUACCGAAGACACCUUGAUUCCACGCAUCAAGGACGGAGAUGAGAUCGAUGUCUCGCGGGUUCGAUGGGUGCUGGUAAUCGAGAAAGAGGCAGUGUUCCAUCGGCUCGCGAGAAUCAGCUACCACACAAGAGCACUAGCCGGACAAGGGAUCAUGGUUACGGGCAAAGGAUACCCCGAUUUUCUGACGCGAAGAUUCUUACGCGCAAUGUCCGACUCCGUGUCUAACCAGACCCGACAGCUGACGCGUUUCUAUGCCCUUACGGACGGUGACCCGCAUGGUAUGGCCAUCAUGUCAACAUACAAGUAUGGCUCGACGGCGCAUUUAGAUCAGAAUGCUCGGCUCAGUAUACCCAGAUUGCAAUGGCUGGGUCUUCGAGUGACAGAUAUCAUUGCAGUUCCAGAGGUACUUGGCGACAAGGCUCUUCUGUCGUUGACGAUACGAGACCGCAAGAAGAUCAUCGCCAUGCUUCGGAACAGUCCUGUGUGGGCGAUUGACGGACCGGAGCCAGAAUGGCGUGCUGAGUUGCAGCGGAUGCUGCUUUUGAAUCUCAAGGCCGAGAUUGAAAUAUUGUAUGAGUGCCAUGGGGGCUUGGAGGGAUGGAUUGAUCGGAGGAUGUUCCGACAGGAGUAA